ACAGCCUUGAGGAGUACAUGGAUGAAUGCUGCAGACUCAGUGAGGUACAGCAGAGCUCCAACCCUCUGGGCUCUGGACUUGGAUACCUGGAGCACAUCUGCCAGCUCAUUGAGAAGAUUGGCCAGCUGCAGGAGACCAACCUGCGGCUACAGAGACAGAUCUGCAGCCUGCAGAAAGAUGGCAGGAUGACAAAGACCAAAGAGGACUUUAUUAAUCAGCACUGCAGCUGUGGUGCAGCCAGUCUGGCCUUUCAGGACACACAGAAGCGGCAGUCCAGAAGUGAAUUUUUGUCACCCAGUGGAACCCUCUCUGACCUGUCCACCAUCCCUGAGGUCACCCGGCACCCACUCCUAUCAACCAGGAGAGACCUGAGCAACGAGGGUCUGACACCCGUACCUCUGUGGAGGAGAGGUCUGAACCGACGGAGUUACACAGAGGGGGAGAAUCGUUUCCUCAGUGACAGCACCGAAGGGCUCUCCAUCCCCCAGCGCAGGCUGAGUGAUAACUACACAUGGGGCAGAGUCAAAGAUCUAGUGAGGAAAACCAAGCUGAGGAACCAGAGCAGACUGGGACUGAGCUCCACUUCACUGAAGAUGUCCUGUCCACAACUGUACAGGCCUGAUCUGGGACCAGUAGAACCUGUUGGCAGAAACAGGAACUCCAUGAUUACCCUGGGCCAUCAAAGCAAGUUUGACUUCCCUUGGCUACAAUAAACAUCCAGAUCAGAUGGAGAUGGUCUCACACAAGAGGAGGAGGAGGAGGACAUGACACAG
Molecule: messenger RNA, 773 nt
Organism: Scomber japonicus (chub mackerel)
Lineage: Eukaryota; Metazoa; Chordata; Actinopteri; Scombriformes; Scombridae
Exons: 7
Coding region: 18-713 (231 amino acids)
Source: RefSeq, a predicted model, not a curated record